Arabidopsis arenosa is the source of this 1302-nucleotide messenger RNA. NCBI's taxonomy places the organism in Eukaryota, Viridiplantae, Streptophyta, Magnoliopsida, Brassicales, Brassicaceae. The record is from the annotation of a GenBank genome assembly.
CGGAUCCAUCUCUUUGACCCGCCCAUAGAUCCGGAUCCACUAUCCUCCUCCCGGGUCAGUCUUUAUUUUCUCAAUUUCUUCUCUUUCAUAAAAAGUGCCUCUUCUUCUACUUCCGGGUCUUUUCUUUUUUUCCAGAAAUUUUCGAUACAGAUUGAGAGAUUACAAGAUCCAUAUUGAAGAAGAAACCGUAAAAUGCUGAAGACAAGAGCAAUGUUUCCUCACAAAGAUCAAGCAAUGUCUCUGUCUUUGGAUCAACAAUCUGAUCUUCUUGUCGGACUCAACAACACCAGACCGAUCACUAACCCACUUGCUUUGAGUCUUUUGAUUGGUCUGAACAACAACAAGAAGUGUAUCUCAGAUUCUGAUUUUGUCCGGAGUCCCAAAUCUCCUCUUGAAUUUAGGAUCUUAUCUACAAUGGCUGAUUCAUUUUUCCUCAGAUCUCCUAGAUCAUCACUCACUGCUCAUCUUAACUGUUGUUGUGGUCCUGCUGCUAAAGUUGGUUUAAGCAUUGUUGAUUCUCUUGGUGAUGAUCGGUGUUUGUUACCAGAUGUUGUGUUUGGACCCGCCUUGAGGAUCAAAUGUUCGGAGGUUAAGAUGUUCCCUGUAGCCAAGUCUAUGAAGAUUGAAAAGGAAAGAUCUGGUGUUGUUUUCGAAAUCGGUGAUAACUCUUCUGAGGAUGAGCCGAUUGGGUUGAGAAACCGAUCCUUUUCUGCGAAUGAUUGUCUGCCAAAAACCCGAGUUCUGUCGCGAUCCAAGUUGGGCGCAGAAGGGGACUUCCCGGGGAGUGGUUCUGACAAUGCAUUCUCCUCUUGUCUAUCUGAGGAUGACAUGGAGGAUUAUACUUGUAUCAUUGCACAUGGUCCUAACCCGAAAACCACUCAUAUUUAUGGUGACCGAGUUUUAGAGUGUCACAAGAAUGAGUUGAAGGGAGAUGAUGAUUAUAAAGAGAAGAAUAUCGAAUCGGAGUUUGAUAACUUCCUCAGCAUCUGCAACUUCUGCAACAAGAAACUCGGAGGUGACGACGACAUAUAUAUGUACCGAGAGAAAUCAUUUUGCAGUGCAGAGUGUCGUUCAGAGGAGAUGAUGAUAGAUGAGGAUGACCAGGAAGAGCCGUGCAUAGCUAUGCAUGAAUCUUUAAAGAAGCUCUUCUGAACAAGAAGCAGCUAUGACGAUGGUCAUGGGACGAGCUUUUAUAGACCCGACCAUCGUCUUUUAACUACCUAAAGACUUAUUAUAUAUGUAUUGACUAGUACUGUCAUGCCAAUGUUAGGUAACAUGUGGCAUUAAACCCAUUCAUCCGUC